Molecule: messenger RNA, 6663 nt
Organism: Schistosoma haematobium
Lineage: Eukaryota; Metazoa; Platyhelminthes; Trematoda; Strigeidida; Schistosomatidae
Exons: 15
Coding region: 1-6663 (2220 amino acids)
Source: RefSeq, a predicted model, not a curated record
AUGUUAUUUUAUUUCAUCUUGAUUUUGGUACAUUUUCAAGUUGCUAUGGGAAACUGGUUUUUUACACAACCUAAAUUUUCAUUUAAGGGUCAAAAUAUUGAAUCGUUAACGAAUCAUCAUCAUAAUCAUCAUCAUCAUCAUCAUCAUCAUCAUCAUCAUCAUCAUCAUCAUCAUCAUCAUCAUCAUCAUCAUCAUCAUCAUCAUCAUCAUCAUCAUCAUCAUCAUCAUCAUCAUCAUCAUCAUCAUCAUCAUCAUCAUCAUCAUCAUCAUCAUCAUCAUCAUCAUCAUCAUCAUCAUCAUCAUCAUCAUCAUCAUCAUCAUCAUCAUCAUCAUCAUCAUCAUCAUCAUCAUCAUCAUCAUCAUCAUCAUCAUCAUCAUCAUCAUCAUCAUCAUCAUCAUCAUCAUCAUCAUCAUCAUCAUCAUCAUCAUCAUCAUCAUCAUCAUCAUCAUCAUCAUCAUCAUCAUCAUCAUCAUCAUCAUCAUCAUCAUCAUCAUCAUCAUCAUCAUCAUCAUCAUCAUCAUCAUCAUCAUCAUCAUCAUCAUCAUCAUCAUCAUCAUCAUCAUCAUCAUCAUCAUCAUCAUCAUCAUCAUCAUCAUCAUCAUCAUCAUCAUCAUCAUCAUCAUCAUCAUCAUCAUCAUCAUCAUCAUCAUCAUCAUCAUCAUCAUCAUCAUCAUCAUCAUCAUCAUCAUCAUCAUCAUCAUCAUCAUCAUCAUCAUCAUCAUCAUCAUCAUCAUCAUCAUCAUCAUCAUCAUCAUCAUCAUCAUCAUCAUCAUCAUCAUCAUCAUCAUCAUCAUCAUCAUCAUCAUCAUCAUCAUCAUCAUCAUCAUCAUCAUCAUCAUCAUCAUCAUCAUCAUCAUCAUCAUCAUCAUCAUCAUCAUCAUCAUCAUCAUCAUCAUCAUCAUCAUCAUCAUCAUCAUCAUCAUCAUCAUCAUCAUCAUCAUCAUCAUCAUCAUCAUCAUCAUCAUCAUCAUCAUCAUCAUCAUCAUCAUCAUCAUCAUCAUCAUCAUCAUCAUCAUCAUCAUCAUCAUCAUCAUCAUCAUCAUCAUCAUCAUCAUCAUCAUCAUCAUCAUCAUCAUCAUCAUCAUCAUCAUCAUCAUCAUCAUCAUCAUCAUCAUCAUCAUCAUCAUCAUCAUCAUCAUCAUCAUCAUCAUCAUCAUCAUCAUCAUCAUCAUCAUCAUCAUCAUCAUCAUCAUCAUCAUCAUCAUCAUCAUCAUCAUCAUCAUCAUCAUCAUCAUCAUCAUCAUCAUCAUCAUCAUCAUCAUCAUCAUCAUCAUCAUCAUCAUCAUCAUCAUCAUCAUCAUCAUCAUCAUCAUCAUCAUCAUCAUCAUCAUCAUCAUCAUCAUCAUCAUCAUCAUCAUCAUCAUCAUCAUCAUCAUCAUCAUCAUCAUCAUCAUCAUCAUCAUCAUCAUCAUCAUCAUCAUCAUCAUCAUCAUCAUCAUCAUCAUCAUCAUCAUCAUCAUCAUCAUCAUCAUCAUCAUCAUCAUCAUCAUCAUCAUCAUCAUCAUCAUCAUCAUCAUCAUCAUCAUCAUCAUCAUCAUCAUCAUCAUCAUCAUCAUCAUCAUCAUCAUCAUCAUCAUCAUCAUCAUCAUCAUCAUCAUCAUCAUCAUCAUCAUCAUCAUCAUCAUCAUCAUCAUCAUCAUCAUCAUCAUCAUCAUCAUCAUCAUCAUCAUCAUCAUCAUCAUCAUCAUCAUCAUCAUCAUCAUCAUCAUCAUCAUCAUCAUCAUCAUCAUCAUCAUCAUCAUCAUCAUCAUCAUCAUCAUCAUCAUCAUCAUCAUCAUCAUCAUCAUCAUCAUCAUCAUCAUCAUCAUCAUCAUCAUCAUCAUCAUCAUCAUCAUCAUCAUCAUCAUCAUCAUCAUCAUCAUCAUCAUCAUCAUCAUCAUCAUCAUCAUCAUCAUCAUCAUCAUCAUCAUCAUCAUCAUCAUCAUCAUCAUCAUCAUCAUCAUCAUCAUCAUCAUCAUCAUCAUCAUCAUCAUCAUCAUCAUCAUCAUCAUCAUCAUCAUCAUCAUCAUCAUCAUCAUCAUCAUCAUCAUCAUCAUCAUCAUCAUCAUCAUCAUCAUCAUCAUCAUCAUCAUCAUCAUCAUCAUCAUCAUCAUCAUCAUCAUCAUCAUCAUCAUCAUCAUCAUCAUCAUCAUCAUCAUCAUCAUCAUCAUCAUCAUCAUCAUCAUCAUCAUCAUCAUCAUCAUCAUCAUCAUCAUCAUCAUCAUCAUCAUCAUCAUCAUCAUCAUCAUCAUCAUCAUCAUCAUCAUCAUCAUCAUCAUCAUCAUCAUCAUCAUCAUCAUCAUCAUCAUCAUCAUCAUCAUCAUCAUCAUCAUCAUCAUCAUCAUCAUCAUCAUCAUCAUCAUCAUCAUCAUCAUCAUCAUCAUCAUCAUCAUCAUCAUCAUCAUCAUCAUCAUCAUCAUCAUCAUCAUCAUCAUCAUCAUCAUCAUCAUCAUCAUCAUCAUCAUCAUCAUCAUCAUCAUCAUCAUCAUCAUCAUCAUCAUCAUCAUCAUCAUCAUCAUCAUCAUCAUCAUCAUCAUCAUCAUCAUCAUCAUCAUCAUCAUCAUCAUCAUCAUCAUCAUCAUCAUCAUCAUCAUCAUCAUCAUCAUCAUCAUCAUCAUCAUCAUCAUCAUCAUCAUCAUCAUCAUCAUCAUCAUCAUCAUCAUCAUCAUCAUCAUCAUCAUCAUCAUCAUCAUCAUCAUCAUCAUCAUCAUCAUCAUCAUCAUCAUCAUCAUCAUCAUCAUCAUCAUCAUCAUCAUCAUCAUCAUCAUCAUCAUCAUCAUCAUCAUCAUCAUCAUCAUCAUCAUCAUCAUCAUCAUCAUCAUCAUCAUCAUCAUCAUCAUCAUCAUCAUCAUCAUCAUCAUCAUCAUCAUCAUCAUCAUCAUCAUCAUCAUCAUCAUCAUCAUCAUCAUCAUCAUCAUCAUCAUCAUCAUCAUCAUCAUCAUCAUCAUCAUCAUCAUCAUCAUCAUCAUCAUCAUCAUCAUCAUCAUCAUCAUCAUCAUCAUCAUCAUCAUCAUCAUCAUCAUCAUCAUCAUCAUCAUCAUCAUCAUCAUCAUCAUCAUCAUCAUCAUCAUCAUCAUCAUCAUCAUCAUCAUCAUCAUCAUCAUCAUCAUCAUCAUCAUCAUCAUCAUCAUCAUCAUCAUCAUCAUCAUCAUCAUCAUCAUCAUCAUCAUCAUCAUCAUCAUCAUCAUCAUCAUCAUCAUCAUCAUCAUCAUCAUCAUCAUCAUCAUCAUCAUCAUCAUCAUCAUCAUCAUCAUCAUCAUCAUCAUCAUCAUCAUCAUCAUCAUCAUCAUCAUCAUCAUCAUCAUCAUCAUCAUCAUCAUCAUCAUCAUCAUCAUCAUCAUCAUCAUCAUCAUCAUCAUCAUCAUCAUCAUCAUCAUCAUCAUCAUCAUCAUCAUCAUCAUCAUCAUCAUCAUCAUCAUCAUCAUCAUCAUCAUCAUCAUCAUCAUCAUCAUCAUCAUCAUCAUCAUCAUCAUCAUCAUCAUCAUCAUCAUCAUCAUCAUCAUCAUCAUCAUCAUCAUCAUCAUCAUCAUCAUCAUCAUCAUCAUCAUCAUCAUCAUCAUCAUCAUCAUCAUCAUCAUCAUCAUCAUCAUCAUCAUCAUCAUCAUCAUCAUCAUCAUCAUCAUCAUCAUCAUCAUCAUCAUCAUCAUCAUCAUCAUCAUCAUCAUCAUCAUCAUCAUCAUCAUCAUCAUCAUCAUCAUCAUCAUCAUCAUCAUCAUCAUCAUCAUCAUCAUCAUCAUCAUCAUCAUCAUCAUCAUCAUCAUCAUCAUCAUCAUCAUCAUCAUCAUCAUCAUCAUCAUCAUCAUCAUCAUCAUCAUCAUCAUCAUCAUCAUCAUCAUCAUCAUCAUCAUCAUCAUCAUCAUCAUCAUCAUCAUCAUCAUCAUCAUCAUCAUCAUCAUCAUCAUCAUCAUCAUCAUCAUCAUCAUCAUCAUCAUCAUCAUCAUCAUCAUCAUCAUCAUCAUCAUCAUCAUCAUCAUCAUCAUCAUCAUCAUCAUCAUCAUCAUCAUCAUCAUCAUCAUCAUCAUCAUCAUCAUCAUCAUCAUCAUCAUCAUCAUCAUCAUCAUCAUCAUCAUCAUCAUCAUCAUCAUCAUCAUCAUCAUCAUCAUCAUCAUCAUCAUCAUCAUCAUCAUCAUCAUCAUCAUCAUCAUCAUCAUCAUCAUCAUCAUCAUCAUCAUCAUCAUCAUCAUCAUCAUCAUCAUCAUCAUCAUCAUCAUCAUCAUCAUCAUCAUCAUCAUCAUCAUCAUCAUCAUCAUCAUCAUCAUCAUCAUCAUCAUCAUCAUCAUCAUCAUCAUCAUCAUCAUCAUCAUCAUCAUCAUCAUCAUCAUCAUCAUCAUCAUCAUCAUCAUCAUCAUCAUCAUCAUCAUCAUCAUCAUCAUCAUCAUCAUCAUCAUCAUCAUCAUCAUCAUCAUCAUCAUCAUCAUCAUCAUCAUCAUCAUCAUCAUCAUCAUCAUCAUCAUCAUCAUCAUCAUCAUCAUCAUCAUCAUCAUCAUCAUCAUCAUCAUCAUCAUCAUCAUCAUCAUCAUCAUCAUCAUCAUCAUCAUCAUCAUCAUCAUCAUCAUCAUCAUCAUCAUCAUCAUCAUCAUCAUCAUCAUCAUCAUCAUCAUCAUCAUCAUCAUCAUCAUCAUCAUCAUCAUCAUCAUCAUCAUCAUCAUCAUCAUCAUCAUCAUCAUCAUCAUCAUCAUCAUCAUCAUCAUCAUCAUCAUCAUCAUCAUCAUCAUCAUCAUCAUCAUCAUCAUCAUCAUCAUCAUCAUCAUCAUCAUCAUCAUCAUCAUCAUCAUCAUCAUCAUCAUCAUCAUCAUCAUCAUCAUCAUCAUCAUCAUCAUCAUCAUCAUCAUCAUCAUCAUCAUCAUCAUCAUCAUCAUCAUCAUCAUCAUCAUCAUCAUCAUCAUCAUCAUCAUCAUCAUCAUCAUCAUCAUCAUCAUCAUCAUCAUCAUCAUCAUCAUCAUCAUCAUCAUCAUCAUCAUCAUCAUCAUCAUCAUCAUCAUCAUCAUCAUCAUCAUCAUCAUCAUCAUCAUCAUCAUCAUCAUCAUCAUCAUCAUCAUCAUCAUCAUCAUCAUCAUCAUCAUCAUCAUCAUCAUCAUCAUCAUCAUCAUCAUCAUCAUCAUCAUCAUCAUCAUCAUCAUCAUCAUCAUCAUCAUCAUCAUCAUCAUCAUCAUCAUCAUCAUCAUCAUCAUCAUCAUCAUCAUCAUCAUCAUCAUCAUCAUCAUCAUCAUCAUCAUCAUCAUCAUCAUCAUCAUCAUCAUCAUCAUCAUCAUCAUCAUCAUCAUCAUCAUCAUCAUCAUCAUCAUCAUCAUCAUCAUCAUCAUCAUCAUCAUCAUCAUCAUCAUCAUCAUCAUCAUCAUCAUCAUCAUCAUCAUCAUCAUCAUCAUCAUCAUCAUCAUCAUCAUCAUCAUCAUCAUCAUCAUCAUCAUCAUCAUCAUCAUCAUCAUCAUCAUCAUCAUCAUCAUCAUCAUCAUCAUCAUCAUCAUCAUCAUCAUCAUCAUCAUCAUCAUCAUCAUCAUCAUCAUCAUCAUCAUCAUCAUCAUCAUCAUCAUCAUCAUCAUCAUCAUCAUCAUCAUCAUCAUCAUCAUCAUCAUCAUCAUCAUCAUCAUCAUCAUCAUCAUCAUCAUCAUCAUCAUCAUCAUCAUCAUCAUCAUCAUCAUCAUCAUCAUCAUCAUCAUCAUCAUCAUCAUCAUCAUCAUCAUCAUCAUCAUCAUCAUCAUCAUCAUCAUCAUCAUCAUCAUCAUCAUCAUCAUCAUCAUCAUCAUCAUCAUCAUCAUCAUCAUCAUCAUCAUCAUCAUCAUCAUCAUCAUCAUCAUCAUCAUCAUCAUCAUCAUCAUCAUCAUCAUCAUCAUCAUCAUCAUCAUCAUCAUCAUCAUCAUCAUCAUCAUCAUCAUCAUCAUCAUCAUCAUCAUCAUCAUCAUCAUCAUCAUCAUCAUCAUCAUCAUCAUCAUCAUCAUCAUCAUCAUCAUCAUCAUCAUCAUCAUCAUCAUCAUCAUCAUCAUCAUCAUCAUCAUCAUCAUCAUCAUCAUCAUCAUCAUCAUCAUCAUCAUCAUCAUCAUCAUCAUCAUCAUCAUCAUCAUCAUCAUCAUCAUCAUCAUCAUCAUCAUCAUCAUCAUCAUCAUCAAUCGUUUACUAAGAGGAAUGAUAAUAAAACUGAUCAGGAAUUAACUAAAAAUCUGCCAUUGGGAGAUGAUCCCAUACCUCAAUCUUUUACUUGGAGAGAUGUUGAAGAACUAAAUGAUGCAGAGCGAGGGAUAGUUAUGUUCAGAGAAAAUGAAAAGUUAAUAAAAACUCAAAUGGAUAAAAUGGCUCAGAAUCUGUUUGCAGAAAGUGAAGCGAUCAAUAAGUACGUGAAGUGUAUAAGUAAACAACAUCAAGCAGAAUCCUAUCAUUCAUUUACCAAAGAAAUGAGUGAACAGUUUGAAAAUAAAGAUCUAAUGUCAUUUCCGCACUAUUCAACCUUGAAGGAUUGUUUCAUGAGACAAAAACCUAUUUCAGAAAAACAGAAGUUUAAUAACAAAAAUAAAGUUUGCAAAAUACUUGGAACAUUCACUGAAAAAGAUAUUCAAGUUCUGAAUCGUUUAAUUUCUAAGAAAUACGAUAUUUUAUGGAGAUGGAACAGAGUAUUAUUUAACUACGACUUCGCUUCGAGAAAUAUUGAGCAAACAGUUGAUUUCUUAAAAAAGUUAUAUGAAAACUGGUGA